This is a messenger RNA of Anarrhichthys ocellatus (wolf-eel), 4439 nucleotides long. It is a transcript of the gene adnp2b, whose product is annotated as ADNP homeobox 2b. Gene Ontology annotation, cellular component: nucleus. Gene Ontology annotation, molecular function: DNA binding. The record is from RefSeq and is a predicted model, not a curated record. The coding region runs from base 620 to 3502 and encodes 960 amino acids. Gene Ontology annotation, biological process: regulation of gene expression. The transcript has 4 exons. NCBI's taxonomy places the organism in Eukaryota, Metazoa, Chordata, Actinopteri, Perciformes, Anarhichadidae.
CUUCAGCGCCAUUUUUUCCUCAAUAGGGGAAGAAAGGGACAAAAGCUGACCAAAAAGGAGCCUACCCUUCUGAAGGAGGGUCCGCAAACACCAUAUUUAAUAUUUAACUGGGUUCUUCAUACAGCGGUGUGUGUGGACGGAGGAUGCUGCUCGGAUGAGUAUCUGUGUGCAGCGCUGGUGGUAGCGGACGCAGCUCAGCGAAACACACACACACACACACACACACACACACGGAGGAGGGCCGGUGGAAGUGGAAAACGUUAGCCCUGUCAGAGAGGUGGCACAGCGACAACUAUCGUCAAUCUCCACCGAAAUCUGGACGAGGUAAAUAUCUGUGUGCAUCCUCAAACCGGAAGAAGCGGCGUGGCCGGCUCAUCGCUGCCAGCGUGCUGCCAGAGGCUGCUUAACGAGUCCAGUGUGGGCAGCGUACACUGUGUUAGCAUGGAUGGAAAGGGUUUAGUUCAUAUGUGCUCUAACGUUAAAUCAACACAGUUUUAACUUGCUAGAAUAAGUAUUUUUUUUUUUUAAUUUCCCUUCAGCGAUUGAAUCCGUUAUUAUUCACGCAGAGACUGGUCGUGUGCAAUUGUAAAAGCAGCUGUUGCACAGCUUCGGAGGAAUAAUGUAUCAGUAUCCGGUUGGAAAUAUUGAGAAGAUCCGAAAGGCACGCAAGGCAGUGAAAAACAUCCUCGGUGAGAUUGGCCUGGAAGACUGCCAAAACCUGCUGAAGGAUCUCAAUGAAACGUCUGAGAAAAACGCUGAUGAAGACGAGGUCUUUCAGGAGACUGACUGGGUUGAUAUCACGGAUGGAUACAAUGUCAGAUUCCAGAAAAAGUGGCCUUACAGGUCUCGAGCUCUGUGCUGUACCAUGUGCAAGUACUCUUCACAAAACAUCUACAACUUUAGGAGCCACGUCUCUCGCUGCCAUGGAUAUGUGCAGUCCUUCUGUACGCUGGCGCCCUGCUCUAAGUGCGUCUUCAUCGGACACCCCAGGUCUGUCAAGAAGCACAUGCUGUUCUUCCACGCCACCUUGGUGCAACCGCAAAGGGAAGUGCCUCAACCCGCCCACCGCGGAAAUGAGCGGUAUCAGUGUCGAAGAUGUGGAUUUCCGGCCCCCUCCAUCUUCACGAUGAAGAAGCACAUCAUCCUCAAGCACCUGGACAGUGUGGCAGAACAGUAUAUCGGUUACAGAUUCCUCCCUCGCGGGUCAACGUCUGUGAAGGUCUACUGCUGCAAGGUGUGCAAGGUGAACACUGGGAACCUGGACCAAAUGCUGCAUCACAUGCUGGUCGAGCCAACGCACUAUGCGGUCAGCACGCAAGUGCAGAGUAUGAUUUACGAGAACAAGAACUUCAUCAUUAAAGCGACACCCAAUGGGAACGGCGUGUUUGUGACAUUCCCAAACAUUGCUCCUAAACCACAGCAACCUCAAAUGUUCAACAGCAAGUCCUUGGUUUUACAGAGUAACGGCCAACCCGGAGGGACUAUGCUGGCCUUACAGCAUAUAGGAAGAACCAACAGUACUACUCUGAUCUGUGCCCCCGGAACCAACCAGGCUUUUCUGCCCCCCCAAGCGUCGGCGCUAGUGCAGCUAGCUAGUGCUGAAGCUAAAGGUUUGCUCCAGCCGGGUGCCACGAUAGCCCUCCGAGGUUCUCUGCCUCACGGAGCGGGAACUAUGCUCCAGCUUCCCACAGUGUCCAACGUGUCUCUGAAACAGGCAGCUAUGGCUCUAGCUCCAGCACAACAUACUCCACAACCGCAGCAAAUCUUUCUCCCGUCUGGACUGCGGGCCAACAUGGCAGCCGGAGGUGUAUCGAAGCCUGCUGUGGAUACAAAAAAUGCACCAAUGCACCAAGUCGCUCUACAAGGCACCAUGCUGACUUCACAGUCCCUGCUGAGUCACUUGAUCCCGACCGGCAACAAGAUGAACGGCAUGCCCACGUACACUUUCGCUCCGCUGCAAGUAGCAAUGCCUGUCUCUCAGAGCACAAGUACCCCUCUCAAGGCUGUUGAGCAAACAAGGAACUCAACACCACAAACUAAGAAAUGGAUUACAUGUCCCCUCUGCAAUGAACUUUUCCCUUCUAAUGUCUUCGACGUGCACACGGAGGUCGCUCACCAGCAAAAAUCCAACACGUCCAAGUCAGAAAGUGUGGCGGCACGAGCGGCGUUCUUGAAAAAAAUGCCGGACAAAACUGUCAAGUGUCUAACGUGCAAAAUUCUUCUGUCCGAAAAAAGCGUCUUCCAGCACCUUCUGCAUGGCCUGAAUUGUUUGUACUGCUCGGCUUUAUUCUUUUCUAUCAAACAGCUGGUUGAGCAUGUGAAGCAGCACAAUCCCACAAGCAAGACAUACUGUGAUUUUCUGAGGCAGAAGUACAGGGUGUACUCUAAAGGUGUCGGGGGAAUCCUGUUCCCUUACUUUGACGUCCACACCACCGGACCCAAAGAGGUCUUGGGAGACACCGAGGUCAACCUCGCUCUGGUCACGAAUUCACUCGACCUGAUCUUCUUUAAGUUGCAGCCCAGCAGCCAGCCAGAUGUCUGCACAGCGACUGCGAAAAUCAACAGUGCGUAUUGUCCCUUCUGUGAUGAAAAGUUUCAGAAUGAGACCCAACACCUUCAGCACCUGAAGCAGAAACACUUGGUAGCACCCACGAUUCACGCCAUCCUCAAGACGGAGGCCUUCAAGUGCAUAUACUGCAACGGGGUGUACACGGGAAAGGUCACCCAGCAGGCGGUGAUGCUCCACAUUCAGCGGUGCCGGUGUUCCCCGAAACAAACGCAGCCACCCAAAACGAUAGUAGUACCGCCGCCGCCGCCGCCAGUGCAGCCGCCGAAACCCGCUCAGCAGCUCAGUCAGCCGCUCUACUUUCUCCAAAUGCCACAAGGACUGACCAUGAAACCGACUUUAGCUCCAGCUCGCGUUAUUCCCGCCGCGGCACGUCCAGAGACGGAAGCCGAGCUGCUGUCGAAGAAGAGGCUGGAGACCGCGUGGAGGGAGGUGUUGGAGACCAACAAACGAGAGCGGGAGCAAAAGGCGGCCAUGCGCAAGAAGCGAGAGCAGGACAAGCUGUUGCCCCCGCCGGAGCCCGUGAUGCAGAUCGAUCCCACGGUGAAGCUGGUGCUGGAGCCCUCCGGGGUGGAGCGCCGCUGCAGCGAGGAGCGCAAAGACUUCAUAUCCAAGUACUUCAACCUGAACCCCUACGCGACCAAAACCGAGACCGACGAGCUGUGCAAGAGGCUGACCCUGACGAAGUCGGAGUUGGCGGCCCACUUCAGCAAGAAGCGCAGCAAGUGCAUGAAGAGCCUCAAGAGGAGCGCGACGGCCAUAUUCCUCGGCUUCAACAUGACGGAACUGAGCAGAGUCAAGCACAAUCUCGCGAUUCCCGAACAGGAGCCCGCCGCGGAUUCAACAGAGCAGAUGGAGAACGGUGAGGACGGACCAGAACCGAUGGAUGAAAGUGGAAGUAAGAAAGACGGGGAACAGGUGGAGCAGAUGGAGUAAGUCAUGAAAUGUGUGAAAAUGCCCCUAAUUAACGAACAUAAAACAACCCAGAUAACUUUAAUGACAGCCAGUCACUGGAGACUCUACACACUCUUAAUGUAGCAACAUUAAUAGUGCUUUGUUUGUCUGUGGUCCGUAUCCUAAGAGAAUAUAAUAAUUAAAGAGAUAUAAAGGUGUCAGACUGUCGAGCUGCAACAAUAUUUAGCUGGUUACAAUCUCUUAUUCAUCAAUGGCUACUGACUUCAACUCCUGCACUGAUUUAGCUUCUUUUUUUUAGUGCAGCCUUUAUUAUUAAAGCACAUUUGUGAUUCCUACAUCACUGCUUGUCUGCUAAUAUCACGACUUACGCGCAGCGCACACUUCAACAUAGACUUGGUUUAUCACUAUAUUAUGCUUUUAUUUUAUAAUUGUUUUGUCUUACAUAUUUGGACCUGUUUUUUUUUUUUUUUUUUUUUUAUUUUGUUCAUCUUUCCCCCCCCCCCCUCUACAUUUAAACAGAUUAAGGAGAACAUGUUGCUCGCUGCUGCAGGAAGGUUCAUGUUCAUAUGGUCAUCUUGCAAUUUUGAAGCCAAAUUCUUAAGAAUGUACAAAUAUUUGCGUUGCCAGGUUUAUGAAUUCUCAGUUAAAGAACCAUUAGUUACAUAUUAUUAUAUAUUUCUGACCAUGUGUUGCUUGCAUGAGCAUUUAUUUUUGUUUAAAUUAUGAUUUGUGCCAUGGUGAGGUUCGCAUAGACUUGAGGAGACCGAGAGAUUCAACACAAUAUAAAACAAGUUAUUGGGUGGACACCGUAUGUCUUUUGUUCUCCUGACAGCAGAUCUUUUGUACUACACUUGUAUUUUCUAGAAUUACUAGAGGAUCUAAAAUGUUGGGUUAGGGGUGCAAAUUAUCAUUCUGUCCAAGGCCACUGUGUUGUAACAAAUAAAGUGGUUUUCUUUUA